Molecule: messenger RNA, 2319 nt
Organism: Saccostrea cuccullata (small rock oyster)
Lineage: Eukaryota; Metazoa; Mollusca; Bivalvia; Ostreida; Ostreidae
Exons: 2
Coding region: 240-719 (159 amino acids)
Source: RefSeq, a predicted model, not a curated record
UCAAAUAGUAAAUUAUUAAUUUAGGACAGGGCUUUAAUGUUUGGUUAUUUGGGACGAAGUGUACACAAGUUAUUACAUCAGGAAUAUACAAAGUCGUAUUACGAGUCAAACUGUGUACGAAUUAAUUACAAAGAUGCACCGGAAGUUAUCUCCCUUUUCAAACCAGCAAAUUGUUGAAAUCAGACGCUUUUUUCAACACCAAAGCAAUCAAAAGCCAUCACGUUACUAGAAUCGAAAUCAUGCCGCCAGUUAGAACGAGAGUGACCAAGAGAGCGUCCAGGAAGCGGAGGGAGACCAUGGGCACCCCAUCGAGAGGCAGAGGGCACCGGUGCAGUCAAAGCACUAGGCCCAGGACAAAUCUCACGCCAACACGCCAGGCCCCGGCCGAGGCAACAGACGCCGGUGGAAUUCCCCCAGAAGCUCUUCCUCUGCCAUCCGAUACUAUACAACCUACGCUGACAUCACAAAUAGAUCAAAGCAUCCCUGAAAUCCCCAGUGGAAGCGGUGCAAGUACAGACAUGCAUGCAGCAAGUGCGGAGCUAACCACCCAAGUGCCAGGUGUUCAAAAUAAUGGUUCAAUAUAUUCUUUGGGCACAACACCAAUCAAGUUACAAAAUUUAUGUAAACAUUUAGUUGGAUACUCUGAUUGUGAAUUCAUAUUCCAGAGUUUUAAGUAUGGUUUUAAUCUCCAAUAUUUGGGCCCCAGGCCCCCCCCAUGAAUCUUGUAACCUCCCUAGCCUCAAGGCUAAUACAGUAAUAGCUGAAAGUAAAAUUCAAAAAGAAGUAACAUUAAAACGAGUUGCAGGCCCUUUUGUUCACCCUCCAUUUCCAAACCUGCAGGUCUCCCCCUUAAGCCUUGUGCCUAAAAAAGAUGGUGACAUGCGACUCAUACAUCAUCUCUCUUACCCAGAAAACAAGUCAAUUAAUGAUUUUAUUGACCCUGAAGCAUGUAUAGUACAUUACAGCAAUAUAGAUCAAGCAGCAGAAAUGAUAGCUAAGGUGGGGAAAGGGGCCUAUUUAGCUAAGACGGACAUUAAAUCAGCAUUUAGACUGCUCCCAGUAUCCCCAGGUGACUUUGACCUGCUUGGUUUCAGAUUUCAGGACAAAUACUAUUUUGAUAAAAUGUUACCUUUUGGCUCUUCAAUCAGCUGUGCAUUAUUUGACAGGUUUGCAUCAUUCCUACAUUGGCUCACUCAAAACUACUCCCAAAAUGAUCUGAUAAUUCACUACCUUGAUGAUUUCCUUUUCUGCGGCCCACCAGGCACAUCCACUUGCCACAAUGCCUUAAAUGUUUUUAAAUACAUAUGUUCAGAUAUUGGUGUCCCAAUUGCUCAUGACAAAACAGUCGAACCUACACAAGUCUUAACAUUCUUGGGAAUAGAAUUGGACACGGUCAAUAUGACCAUGAAACUCCCCUCAGAAAAAUUAAACCAGAUUAAUGGCGUAUUAGAACACUUUUUGAAGGCAAAGAAAGUCUCCCUGAGAGAAAUGCAGUCACUUAUUGGCUUAUUAAACUUUGCGUGCAAGGUCAUUGCCCCUGGCCGGGCGUUCUGCCGCCGCCUUAUAAAUUCAACAAUAGGUAUUACUAAACAGCAUCACAGAAUAAGGGUAACAAAGAACAUAAAAGCUGACCUCACAGUAUGGAAAACUUUUUUGCAAUCUUACAAUGGUAUAUCGGUUAUAUUUACCCAGCCCUGGAUUCACAAUGACACAAUUCAACUUUUCACAGAUAGCUCAGGGGGAACUAAUGGAGGGUUUGGUAUUUACUUUAGGGGGAAAUGGGCUUAUGGGGUCUGGCCAAGCCUUUGGGUUGAACAAGGUAUUACUAGGGACAUGACUUUCCUGGAACUUUUCCCCGUCGUGGUUGCUAUUAUAUUAUGGCAGAGCCACUUUGCCAAUUCCAGACUUGUUUUCCACAUUGACAACAUGUCAGUUGUCCACAUCAUCAACAACUCGACGUCUAAAUCUGAUAGGGUCAUGAAUCUUGUCCGCAAGCUUGUGUUAAUAUGCCUAAAGUCAAAUAUCUGUAUUAAGGCCUUGUAUAUCCCCACAAAACAAAACUUCAUUGCAGACUCCUUAUCUCGAUUUCAGUGGGGCAGAUUCAGGCGACUGGCACCGCAGGCAGACCUAGGGCCCACCCCACUACCAAGCCACAUCUGGGAAAUAUAAUGCUUGAAGCCAAUCGAUUACUACAAUGUUCAAUAGCACCAUCAACACAUCGAGCAUAUUCAACAGCGCUGAACAAAUUUCAAAACUUCAUUUCAGAAUUUAAUUACCAAAUUAUAUGGCCAGCACCAGUGCAACAGCUCGUGAAUUUUA